Melanotaenia boesemani (Boeseman's rainbowfish) is the source of this 2110-nucleotide messenger RNA. RefSeq names its product glycolipid transfer protein domain containing 2b (gene gltpd2b). Gene Ontology annotation, cellular component: cytoplasm; cytosol; membrane. Bases 450 to 1412 code for a protein of 320 amino acids. Gene Ontology annotation, biological process: intermembrane lipid transfer; ceramide transport. Gene Ontology annotation, molecular function: ceramide 1-phosphate binding; ceramide 1-phosphate transfer activity. The transcript is spliced from 4 exons. The record is from RefSeq and is a predicted model, not a curated record. Lineage: Eukaryota; Metazoa; Chordata; Actinopteri; Atheriniformes; Melanotaeniidae.
GACAGGCAGACAAGCUGUACUGGCAGUUUUUAUCAGUUAGUGGCUACAAUUCAGCUGAUCUCUGGACUCUCCGAUUGAGCAAUACAACCAGAGACAGGCUGCUCCAAAAUCUGUUAGGGACAAAGGCAGGACUGAGGAGGGACACAAACUCAAGAGAAGAGAGAAAACAGAAGUAAACAGUAGCUUAAAAGUAUUGAACCAAACGAGUUAAACUUCCACAGAGGAUUUCUGAAGUAAAAUGGCAGAUAGAACUUUUUAUUUGAGGUUUUGGGGAGGAGAAUGAUGGAUUUGAGAGGAAUUGGGGUCAAAGGCAGGGGUCUGGUCGAGAGUAAUUGUGGUGACAGCCAGUACAAGGGGACAAGCACUCAUGUGAGACACAGAGGAAUUAAAAGAUAAACGACAGAGAAAAGGAACAGAAACAAACUGGCAGGCCUCAACCAGACUUCAAUAUGGGUGUGAAGGGCAAGGCUGCUGCUGCUAUCUUAGUUCUGCUCCUGUUUCUAGGCUCACUUUGGCUACGACUUGCUUAUGUUCCUCUCUACUGUCUCACUGCAGAGGGAGGUUUGGAUUACCACUGGGAUUCUUGUUUAAAAGGUUAUAAUCAGGGAAAUAAGCUUCCCCAGAAGCCCAACAGCAGUGGCUCAGACGUGGUUGAGGGUCCACAUGUCCUCUCACUGUGCCCUGGCCAGAACUUCCAGGUGUCGAUGCUGCUGUCCCACCUGCUGGCUUCUCCAGCUUACACCUCUGAUGUGCUACUUAAGCCAUAUCUGUCCAGCUGGGACGAGCUCAUGAAGUUCAUGGACGCUCUGGGCCCAAUGGUGGGUCUGAUAUCUAAAGAGAUAGAAACUAAGACCUCCAUAAUCCGGAAACUGGCCCUGUUGUCUGAGGACAAUCCUAAAGCAGAGCUUGCCCUGAAUGCACACUCAUUAAACUCUAUGGACGCACACUCUGAGGAAAAGAAUAAUUUAAAAGUCUCACGUUACACAGACGCAUACCACUCUGUGCGCUCUAUGAUCUGGGUGGAGCUGAAUCGAGGAUUAGUGGACUUCCACCACCAGACAGACUCUGGAUGUCGGACUCUUCUUCGCCUGCAUCGAGCUCUGCUUUGGCUGAAGCUCUUCCUGCAGAAACUGGCUGAGACACCAGUGGCCGGCCGAGUCAAGAGCCCCUCAGAGCUUUGUCGAGAAGCCUACCAAAGCACCCUCUCAGUCCACCACACCUGGUUUGUCCGCAAGGCUGCUGAACUAGCCUUUAUUGCCAUGCCAGAGCGGGGUUUUUUCUUCAGACUGGUUUGUGUGCAAAACCAGGAAGAGCUGAGCAUGGUGCUCAACAGAGUGGUUAAGGCCAUUGCAGAAGUUUAUGACAGGACACAAAAAGUCCUAGAGGAAAAUGGCAUGCUGGACUUGCCAUAGCUGCUAUUAUACCAUGUUUUGUAUUGUUUUCAUGGUAUCUUUGGCAACACAUAUUUGACCAUCAUUUAUGGCAACGAAAAAGCUGUAGAUCUAUGAAGAACUUACAUUCUAUUUUUCUGGCCAAACGUAUCCUGUCAACAAACAAAAACCAGACAACAAAAGAUCAACAAUCAACUAAUUCCAAGUCACUUUUACUCUGGCAUUCUGGUUUUGAUUCAAUGAUAUGUCAACUACUUAUCUUAGAAGCACUUUAAGGCAGCUGAUGAUGAAUACAGGCUUUGUAUUAUUAAACAAAGUGGUCACAGUAGCAGGGCUAUAAUCGCCUGCACUUAAACACAUAGGUUUUUUUUUCCAUUUAUUCCAUCUAAUAAUGCAACAAAAAAAUUGCAGUAAUGUUUUUGUGCCUGCUCUAGCCCAUAUGGGGUUGCAAUUACUUUUGUUUUUUGUACCUAUGAAUCAUUGCUUGUUUAAAUGUAGGUGAUGAUCCUUGAUUUAGUAUGCUACUUCAUAACUGGCUGAGUCCCAACGCCAUAGUCUUAAAAUUGUCAUGGGGCCAGUCUAUUGUAAAUAAAGAGGUGUUACACAAAAAUCAAUAUGGGCUGAAUAAAUAACAGUAACUGUUACUUGGUUACUUAAUUUUCCGUUUACAUAUAUAUUAGAAAAUUUUGUAUCAUGUUCAGAAUUAAAUAUUUAGACAA